AAGUUUUCAAAAUGGCAGACAAACCAAAAGGAAAACGAGAUGCAGACGAAGGAAAAGACAAAUCUAAUGAAGAUAAUAAUGACAGUGAUGAUGGUUGGGUUGGACCAAGUCCUAACGAAGCUGCCAAGACUAAAAAACGCAAAACCUUGGCAUUUGAGCAAGUAUAUUUAGACAGUCUUCCCUGCGCAGAAUACUAUGAGAAAAGUUACAUGCAUAGAGAUGUAAUCAACCAUGUAGCUGUCAGCAAAACUGGGUUUAUAAUCACCGCCAGCUGUGAUGGCCAUGUAAAGUUUUGGAAAAAAUCAGUCGAGUCUGGUAUUGAAUUUGUCAAACACUUUCGGAGUCAUCUAGGCACAGUGGAAGAUCUGGCAAUGUCAGCUAAUGGUGAACUCUGUGCAACUGUUUCAUCUGACAAAAAUGCUAAGGUCUUUGAUGUACUCAACUUUGAUAUGAUCAACAUGUUAAAACUGGGUUUUUAUCCUGGAUGUGCUGGCUGGUUGUACAAAGCUGGGGACCCAGUAUCAACACUUGCAGUAUCAGAAAAAGACACUCCAAAAAUUUACAUUUAUGAUGGACGAGGGACAAGUACACCACUUCAUGUUUUGGAAAAACUUCACUUUGCUCCUGUUGUUCUUAUACAUUAUAACCAUAUUCUUGAGUUUGCUGUUUCUACGGAUAAAAAAGGCAUGGUUGAAUACUGGUCUGGUCCUAAAAAUGACUACGGCUUUCCUAGAAAUCUCAAGUGGGAGUUUAAAACUGACACUGAUUUGUAUGAUUUUAUAAAGUGCAAAUGUGAACCAUUAUCUGUAACAUUUUCACCUAAUGGUCAACUCAUGGCAGUUUUAGCCACUGACAGAAAAAUUCGUAUUUAUAAAGUUUUGACCGGAAAGUUAUGGAAAGUUUUAGAUGAGUCGAUUAAACAGUUUACAGAACUACAGCAGCAAAAACAACAGAUUCCUAAUAUGGAAUUCAGCAGGAGAGUGGCGGUUGAAAAAGAUUUAGAAAAAUCCCCAACCUAUCAUGAGUGCAACCUAGUUUUUGAUGAGAGUGGAUAUUUUUUGUUAUAUGCAACUAUGUUGGGAAUCAAAGUGAUAAACCUUCACACCAACACAUGUGUCAGAUGGCUGGGUAAAUCGGAGAACAUCAGAUUUCUCCACCUGGGCUUGUUUCAGGGUGCAGGGAAAACCACUCAGCCCAUCGACGCUGAAAUGGCAGCCUCUGAUAACCCCAUUCUGAAGAACGUUUUCGUUGAUCCAAUACUGGUGUGUACAGCGUAUAAAAAGCCCAGGUUUUUUUUGUUCAGUAGGAGAGAGCCUGAUGAUUCAAGAAGUGCUGACAGUGAAAGAGAUGUGUUCAAUGAAAAACCAUCAAAAGAAGAAAUUAUUGCAGCCACCCAGGAUGCCUCAUACAUGCGGGUUUCAGAGAACUGUGUUAUUCACACCACACAAGGAGACAUUCACUGUAAAAUUUUUGCCAAAGAAUGCCCAAAAACAGCAGAAAAUUUCUGUGUGCACGCUCGCAAUGGUUACUUCAACAAUCAUUUGUUUCACCGAGUCAUCAAAGGUUUCAUGAUUCAGACUGGAGACCCCUUAGGCAACGGAACUGGUGGUGAGUCUAUAUGGGGUGGUGAAUUUGAAGAUGAAUUUCAUCCCAACUUGCGUCAUGACAGACCUUACACGUUGAGCAUGGCCAAUGCUGGACCAGGAACUAAUGGAUCUCAGUUUUUCAUCACAGUGGUUCCAACUCCCUGGCUGGACAACAAACACACAGUGUUUGGUCGUGUUGUUAAAGGCAUGGAAGUGGUUCAGACCAUCAGCAAUGUUAAAGUCAACCCUAAAACGGAUAAGCCUUAUGAUGACAUAAGAAUCAUUAGCAUCACCAUUAAAUAGUCCCUGACAAUUUUGUUGCUGUGUCUGAAGUUCUUGUUUCUGUAUCAAUAUACUACACAUUUUUGUAAAUACUUUUACAUGGAACAUUACCAUUCAAAAUUGGUAAAUACAAAAAAAUAAAAACAUCUGACAAAGUAUUUCCAAUGUUGAAUAAAAAAAUCAUUUUUAUAAUAGGUGCCAUG
This is a messenger RNA of Physella acuta, 2071 nucleotides long. Its product is annotated as peptidylprolyl isomerase domain and WD repeat-containing protein 1. Gene Ontology annotation, molecular function: protein binding; peptidyl-prolyl cis-trans isomerase activity. The record is from RefSeq and is a predicted model, not a curated record. Lineage: Eukaryota; Metazoa; Mollusca; Gastropoda; Physidae. Gene Ontology annotation, biological process: protein peptidyl-prolyl isomerization.